AUGAGCAACCUACUGCUCCUGAGGAGGAGGCUACACACAGGUUCUCUGUCCUCACGGCUCAACCAAGUACGACGCUAUGCAUUGAUUGGCAAGCCAAGUCAAAACCAAAAACCAAUAUGGAGUCUGCCCGAGUCCCCAGCACGAACCCGAUUCGCGCCGUCACCGACAGGCUACCUUCACCUGGGGUCUUUACGAACGGCACUUUUUAAUUAUCUGCUGGCACAAGCCACCGGCGGCCAGUUCGUCAUCCGUCUGGAGGACACCGACCAGACACGAUUUGUCCAUGAUGCGGAGUCACGACUGUACGAAGACAUGCAAUGGGCUGGCUUGACCUGGGACGAAGGACCCGACAAGGGGGGACCUUUCGGCCCGUACAAGCAAUCUGAACGGCUUGAUCUUUACAGGCAGCAUGUAGACAUGCUUUUGGAGAAGGACCAUGCUUUCCGAUGUUUCUGCUCAAAGGAAGACCUCGAGUUCAACCUACAGCAGGCAACCUCCAGCUGCGCCGUGGCUCAUUACCCGGGCACAUGCGUGGGUAUAUCAAAGUCCGAGUCGGACAGGCGUGCCGCAAAUGGCGAGCCGCACGUGGUCCGCUUCAAGACGUCCGAGGUGCCUGUGUCUGCGCCAGACCUGGUCUACGGCGCCUACAAAAAGGCCGAGCGCGAGGACAACUUCAUCAUCAUGAAGAGCGACGGCUUCCCAACCUACCACUUCGCUAACGUGGUUGAUGAUCACUUCAUGAAGAUCACUCACAUCAUACGGGGCGCCGAGUGGCUCAUAUCAACCCCAAAACACAUCGAGCUUUACAACGCAUUCGGUUGGCAGCCUCCCAAUUUUGCCCACGUCGGCCUUCUUGUGGACCAUCAGCGGCAAAAGCUGAGCAAGAGGGACAUCGACAACAUCGGGAUAUCGGUCUUCCGUGACUCAAAUAUCAUGCCAGAGGCCUUGCUUAAUUUCUCAGUCUUGCUCGGCUGGGAUUCAAGCCUGCAAAACCGGCCGCAUCUGGACAAGAGGGGAAGAAUGACUGUGGAGGAGAUGAAAGAAAAUUUUACUUUGAAAUUCACACGAGGAGACAUAGUGGUCGACCUGGCCAAACUCAAGUUCUUCCAGACCCGAUUCACUCGCGAUUUGAUAUCUGGUGCAAUAUCGGAUCCCACUGCCCUGAGUCAACGCAUCCUCAAGCCAAUGCAGUCUGAGCUGGAGCAGCUCAGCCAGGACUUGUCCAAGAACUCGGUGUCGGAGCUCGUAGCAGAAGUUUUUGGUGACAAACCUAAUAUGCGCGUAAAAACGACGCGCCAACGGACACAGCACACAGAGGAGCACAUCCACGAGGUCCUGAAGACCUCCAAAGGCCUAAUGGGAAAUCAUCGCCAGUUCAUAAGGGACAACAUGUAUGCGUUCUGGCAACCAUCGACUUUGGCCUACAAGAACAGCUUCAAGGAGUUCCAAAGCGGUAUGAAGCGCAUCAAAAUGGUUAAGAAAACCCAAAAAAUCUUGAAUAUGGACAUCUCCAAGGUGCUGCUGUACUUUAGGAACUCACUGGACGAGCUCACGCAAGAAGAAUGGACUUUGGAGCAUGUUGGGGCCAAGGCCAAGAAGCUGGCUGAUUCUGUCACUCUUUACAACACGGAAAAGGAUCUUUUCAUGGAGCAUGGCGCUGGUUGGAAGUUCCUCCGGUGGGGUCUCCUUGUUGGAACGCCCGGGCUAUCGGUUGUUCCAGUGAUGGUGCUUCUGGGGCAGGAAGAAACGCUCAAACGCCUCCGAGUAGCGCGUAGGUGUGCUAGGGUCCAAGAAGAAAAGAUGGCGGUCGAGGCCAAGAAGGUAGCGCGGCUACAGCAAUAUUCACGCCUGCACAACAAAGUCAUGGGGCACUCCACCGGCAAGGGCCAGAAGUCACCCCACGGCCAGGUGAGCGAGCCCCGAAAUGUAAAAGUACGAAUUUCCAAAGAGGAGCCCACGGGAACUCGGGGCAAAGCUAAGGGACUCUUGAGGCCGAUGCACCCUGAGUCACACCUACCAGAGAAAGGACCUUUCGUGUCCAAACGUCAGCCACGGUUCGAACCCGUCCUGAGACCAGAAGACCGCCCGCCCAAGCAAUUCAUCAGCUUUGAAGAGUUCAGCACCGGCUCCCGGCACAUCUUGCGCGAGGAGUACUCCGAUCCUGCUCAAAACCCUCCAAUGAAGCGGGCCAAGAAACUCGAGGAAUCGGGGCUGGGGAACCCAGCGAAGCGACUGGGCGCUGCUGCCGAUGAUGCUCCCGGUCCUGUUGGUGCUUUCUACGCCGGGCCUCUGGUCGAUCAUCCCCUCAGAGUAAAGGCGAAUGGAAGGCCUGCCCGAGAUGUUGAGGGCGAACGCCCGUCUAGGGGCGACGCUGACAAAAAACUCGAUGCUGAGGUGGCCGAACUUGAGCAGAACGUAAAGGAAUCUUGGGUUGAGCGCGGCAGGUCAAAGGUUGCCAAAAACACGGAGGACUGA
Molecule: messenger RNA, 2475 nt
Organism: Diaporthe citri
Lineage: Eukaryota; Fungi; Ascomycota; Sordariomycetes; Diaporthales; Diaporthaceae
Exons: 2
Coding region: 1-2475 (824 amino acids)
Biological process (GO): glutamyl-tRNA aminoacylation
Molecular function (GO): zinc ion binding; tRNA binding; ATP binding
Source: RefSeq, a predicted model, not a curated record